Molecule: messenger RNA, 1632 nt
Organism: Anguilla rostrata (American eel)
Lineage: Eukaryota; Metazoa; Chordata; Actinopteri; Anguilliformes; Anguillidae
Gene: dtd1
Product: D-aminoacyl-tRNA deacylase 1
Exons: 6
Coding region: 205-828 (207 amino acids)
Biological process (GO): tRNA metabolic process
Cellular component (GO): cytoplasm
Molecular function (GO): D-tyrosyl-tRNA(Tyr) deacylase activity
Source: RefSeq, a predicted model, not a curated record
CAUUAACCGGUUUACUGGCAUUUAAACGAUUGCCUGGACUAGAUUGUAGGAUUAUGAAUGUGAAUGUUGCAUAUCUGGUUCUGAUGCAAUACCAUUUUGUUAAGCAAGGGGGCGGUGGUAAAACAACACCGGUAGCCAGAUAACGUCUGGAAAAUCUGAACGUGCUGUUACUGCAGUGGAAGUGAGGAACCGUGAAAUAACACCAUGAAAGCAAUCAUUCAGAGAGUAGCGAAAGCAAGCGUGACAGUGGGAGGGGAGCAGGUCAGUUCCAUUGAAAGAGGCCUGUGUGUUCUGCUGGGCAUUUCUUUGGAGGAUACACAGAAGGAUGUUGACUACAUGGUGCGGAAGAUCCUGAACCUGCGGCUGUUCGAGGACGAGAACGGGCGCGCCUGGAGCCGCAGCGUGAUGGACAGGGGGCUGGAGGUGCUGUGCGUCAGCCAGUUCACCCUGCAGUGCAUCCUCAAGGGCAACAAGCCCGACUUCCACGCCGCCAUGCCCGCCGAGCUGGCGCAGCCCUUCUACUACAGCAUGCUGGAGCACAUGAGGACCGCCUACCAGCCCGAGCUCAUCAAGGAUGGACAGUUUGGGGCUUAUAUGCAGGUCCACAUACAGAACGAUGGACCCGUCACCAUCGAGCUGGAGUCUCCCACAGGGCCGACGGACCCCAAAAUGCUCUCCAAGCAGGAGAAGCAGCAGCAGAGGAAGGAGAAGACGCGGCCCAAGCCCCCCUCAGAUUCGGCGCGGGAGAAGGCCGCCUCGCGCCCCAAGGUGGACCCCAGCGCCAGCAGCGGGGCGGAGGGGGACGUCUCGUCCGAGAGGGAGCCCUAAUCCCCGAAAACGUUUGGCAGAAAGCGCUGUUGCUGAGACUUAACGAACUACCCAGAAUCCCCGGGAGAGUUUAACAUCUUCGGCGACCUCCCCCCCCUCCCCCACCCGCCACGAACCUCGCCGUUUCCUGACGUGCCUCCCUCUGUGGGGGGGGGGGGGGGGGAUUGGGCAGCGGGGACACCACCGCUUUCUCUGUCCGCCAUCGACACCACGGAAACCGACGCCACUCCUGCCACCACCGCCUCUCCGCCCGCUUUGGAAGGACGGGGCAAAAGGCGCCAAAACAUUUCAACCAAAACACGCUGAACGAUGACAGAGAAAGUGCCGGAAGCAGACGUCAACAUCUGAGUCCCGGCGAGAUUUAUUCUCAUUGGUCAUCGCUUUACGCGUUGGUUCCCCCGCCCCCUCCCGUCCCCAGUCUUGAGCGUAAUGCGUCUUCAUAUCUUUGAUCUGUCGGUCUGUGGGUUCGAACGUAAAGUUGGAUUUGUAUGCAUUUUGUGUCUUUUUUUGGAAAGGAAAAAAAUACACACACAUCUGCCGUCUUUUUUUUCGGAGCCCGGCUUUCAGAUUGUACUGUUUAUCUUGUUUUGUUUGCAUGAUCUUUGUAAAUAUGAUAUGUGGUGCAUCAUGUCUACUCUCUGUGCUUGUGAGUGCGUGUAUAUGCAUAUAUGUGUGUGUGUGUUUGUGUGUGUGUGUGUUUGUGACCUCUACGCGGUGUUUUGUUCAGUCUUACACUGGCUACGGAGGCAGGACUUGCACAUCAUGGAUGUAUAGUGGAAGCCAUUAAAGCAGCUAUAAAUUACA